Diatraea saccharalis (sugarcane borer) is the source of this 1971-nucleotide messenger RNA. The record is from the annotation of a GenBank genome assembly. NCBI's taxonomy places the organism in Eukaryota, Metazoa, Arthropoda, Insecta, Lepidoptera, Crambidae.
AUGCAAUAUUUGAUUGAAAGUGAUUUUAAAAAUCCCUGGUCUUGGUACUUGGACUGCGAGGAGGACUUGUAUAAUAUCCUUGGCACCGAUCCCGUGUACGGUUUGUCUACGUCCCGUGCAAAACAACUGCUACUUUACCAUGGACCAAAUACGCUCACGCCUGCGACUCAGAACGGAUGGUUACGUGUGUUAUUUACUUCACUGUGUACAGGUUUUUCUAUUUUGAUUUGGUUCGGAGCUUUAUUGUGCCUUCUCGCUUACGUAAUAGAGACGACAAUGAAGACGAAUGCUAGCAAAGAUAACCUAUACUUAGGAUGCGUUUUAGUUGGCGUGGACGUAAUUUGCGGUUUGUUUAGCUUUUACCAAAAGUUUAAGAGUACAAAGGUUGAUAACUCAUCGUUAACUGGCGAGUGCGUUGCAGUACCUCGUGGCAAUUUCGAAGGCACCGCUAAUAUACUUGAGUCACCCAAUGUUGCAUUCUUUUCUACGAUGUGUGUGGAAGGAACAGCCAUAGGUGUGGUGUUGUGUUGCGGCGACUUGACAGCAUUAGGGCGUGUAGCGGGGCUGGCAGCUCGACUUCAGCCAGCUCCGUCGCCACUGUCCAAGGAGAUCACUCGCUUCAUGCGCUAUGUGUCCGCUUGGGCAUUAUGUUUAGGGAGCUUCAUAGCCGGGGCUUCAUUAGCGAUGGGUUAUCCAUUCAUGCAAACUUCCAUAUUCGUCAUUGGGAUAAUAGUUGCAAAUGUACCUGAAGGUGGGUGUCUUCAGCCUACCAUUACGGCGUCACUGACACUGACGGCUCAGAGAAUGGUGAAAAAAAAUUGCCUGAUCAAAAACCUAGAAGCGAUAGAAGCCAUGGGCGCUUGCACAACUAUUUGUUCAGAUAAAACUGGGACACUGACAGAAAAUAAAAUGUGCGUACAACAUAUCUGGAUAUCCGACAAAAUAUAUUCAGUAUCUGAACCGGAUUUAUUAACUUUUAAUGCAUUAAAAAUAUGCGGAAUGCUGUGUAGUACAGCGACACUAAAAGUAGGAGGUAGAAUAAGUGGAGAUGCCUCCGAAACGGCCAUAUUGAGUUUUUUAGGAAAAUACGAUGAUUUGACUUUGGUCAGAAAAAAAUAUCCGAAAGUUGCUGAAAUACCAUUCACGUCUGUUAACAAAUAUCAAAUGAGCAUACACCAAGACAAAACAUCGUCACAAUAUUUGUUGGUUUUGAAAGGAGCACCAGAAUAUGUGCUAAAUCACUGUGCUACGAUUGCUUUGGGAAAGGAUAAUGUAACUCUUACACAAUCUAUUGGCGAAACAGUAUAUAAAACGAUCGAUAAUUUGGGAAAUACUGAAGAAAUGAAUUUUCCAACUGAAAAUUUACGUUUUCUUGGUAUAAUGGGCCUUAUGGAUCCACCUAGAGAAGAGGUUUCGAAACAAACAGCUGAUAUAAUUUUAAUGGACGAUAACUUUACCACCAUAGUCACGGGAAUAGAAGAGGGUAGAAAAAUAUUUGAUAAUUUAAAAAAGUCCGUUUGCUACAUCCUUAUUUCAAAUGUACCCGAGAUAAUGCCCGUUUUAAUGUUCAUCCUAUUUUCUAUACCAUUACCAUUGGGAGUGAUGACAAUACUGUGUGUAGACCUAGGAACGGACAUGUGGCCAGCGGUAGCGUUGUCACAUGAGAAAGCGGAAGCAGACGUAAUGGAUAGACUACCGCGAACUUCUGACCCAUUAGUGUCCCCGCGUAUGCUAACGCUCGUGUACUGCCACCUCGGUAUGAUAGAGUUCGCCGCUGGCAUCAGAGCUCAAUGGGACAAUGAAGCGGUGAGCGAUGUCAAAGAUUCCUUGGGUCAGGAGUGGACAUAUGCUGAGCGCAAGGAGGUGGAACGCGCUUGCCAGGCAGCUUACUUCGUUGCUGUGGUGAUGACACAAAUGAUGAAUGGCAUAAUCUGCAAGACUAGAUACAACUCGAUAUACCAUGUUGGUUAG